GACCUUGCAUCUCCCAAUCCUCUAGAUAUCAGUGUGGCUGUCAAUGGUUUAUCUCAUAUUGUCACUCCUGACCUUGCUCGGGACCUAUGUCAAGACUUGGUGGCCAUGCUAAAUCAUUCUCGUCCUUAUAUACGGAAAAAGGUAGUUCUGAUGCUUUACAAGGUGUUUUUAAAGUAUCCUGAAGCACUUCGUCUUAGUUUCCCUCGUAUUAAGGAAAAACUUGAAGAUGCUGAUCCUUCGGUUGUUUCUGCGGUAGUGGGUGUGAUAUGUGAAUUAGCUCGAAAGAAUCCCAAAAGUUAUCUUUCGUUGGCUCCUCAAUUAUUCAAAUUGUUGACAACUUCUUCAAAUAACUGGAUGCUUAUCAAAAUCAUUAAACUGUUCGCAUCAUUAACACCAUUGGAACCUCGUCUGAUUAAAAAACUCUUACCUCCUUUGACCUCACUGAUUCAGACUACUCCUGCUAUGUCUCUUCUUUAUGAAUGUAUAUAUACUGUGAUUACUGGUGGAUUUUUGGAAGCAGCCGGUGAAUCAAGUCAUGCUUUGGCUUCUACAUGUGCAAAAAAGUUGAGAACCUUUUUGGAGGAUCCAGAUCAAAAUUGUAAGAAGAAAGAAAAAAAAAACUCAGAACAAAAAGACAUCAUUUUGGAAUGUAUCGACGAUGAAGAUAUCAGUAUCCGUUUACGUGCUUUAGAUUUGGUUGUUGGAUUGGUCAACCGCAAAAAUACUAUGGAUAUUGUUCAACGCCUAGUAUCACAUCUUUCGGUUCCUUCCUCUGAAGAUUCACCUGCUUCAAUUCAUGAACCUUCAACCAUCCUUGAUCCUGUUUAUAGAAUGGAUAUCAUCAAUCGUAUUGUCUUUAUUUGCUCUCAAGCCCAAUAUCAUAAUAUCACCAAUUUCGAAUGGUAUAUCUCUGUCUUGGUUGGAAUCACCCAUACUGCUGGAGUAAAUGUAGGCGAACUCUUGAUGAAUCAAUUAAUGGAUGUGGCCGUCAGGGUGAAAAGUGUACGAGAAUAUUGUGUUCAACAAAUGUUCCAUCUACUAUCCGAUCGACAAUUUAUAGAAACAUGCAAGAAAAGAGAUUCCAACAUUGAGGUAUUGACGGCUGCAGCAUGGAUCUGUGGUGAAUAUUGCAAUUACUUGGAAGAUAUACCUACUACUUUGGAAUGUUUACUUGUUCCCAUGGUUGCUCGAUUACCUGUCAAAGUCCAAUCAGUCUAUGUUCAAAACAUUAUGAAGAUCUAUGCUUUCUGGGUAACGGAACUGAUGCAUCAAUGGAAUCCUGAACUUCAAGGCGAAUUUCUCAAAGUGACUCAGGUUAUCACCGACAAAAUGGAUAUGUUUACUAAAAGUUCGGAUAUUGAAGUUCAAGAACGAGCAUGCAAUGUCAAGACUAUAUUCAAGAUUAUUAUCGAUACAGUAUCCGGAUUUACUAGUGAUACUGAUGGUCAACCUCCUCUUAUACUUGAAGGUCUUCCAGCCCUCUUCUUUAUUUAUGAACUGAAUCCUGUGGCUCCCAAAGCACAAAGGAAGGUCCCUGUUCCUGAAGGUCUUGACUUGGAUGCAUGGAUCAAUGCUCCUUUGCCAGAUUUGAUUGAAGACAUGUAUUCGGAUGAGUCAUCUAUGGAAGGUGUGGUCAACUCUAUAGUUUCAAAAUCGAAAUCAAAGAAAAGCAAAUCUAAACGCCGUCAUUCCAGACGACGCAGUAGUGAAAACGAUGAAGAAAAAGAACGACGUCGUAUUGCGCGUAUGGAAGCUCAUCGCAAUGAUCCUUACUAUAUCAUGUCUGACAAGUCCGAACAAAGGAAACAUGAUCGUCUAUUGGAACUAGAAGAUGUGGAUUCGAUACCCAUUGUACAAUUAUCUUUGGAUGAAGAAAGUGAUAGACCAGUGAAACAUAAGAAAACAAAAGGUGGAAGUAAGAAACGCAAUCAUACCAGGAUACCUACACCACCUCCACCAGUCUAUGCGGAAGAAGAAAUGCCAGAAAAUGCUGCGAUAUCAGGAAGUGAAAUCGAUGAAGACAAUACAAAUAAGAAGACAAAAAAGAAGAAGGCAAUCGUACCAACCAUGACAUACACUAGAAAGGAAACCCAUGAUAUAUUUGCAUCUAAUGAUGACGCUAUUUCUGGUCUUCACAGUGUAGAUCUCAACACUCCUCUUGGAGAAGAAGAACAUUUUCCUCCACCUCAAAGUUAUCUCAGUCCUGAACAGGUGCGUGAAAAGGAACUUAUUCGUUUGAAGGCAGAACGAAAGGAACGUCGUGCUGCUGCUGCUGCUGCUGCUGCCAGUGAUUCUGUUAAGAAAAGCAAAAAGAAAUCAUCUGCUGAAAAGGUACGAUUGAAAAGAAAAAAUGGAUGA
Messenger RNA from Halteromyces radiatus, 2358 nucleotides. Its product is annotated as adaptin N terminal region-domain-containing protein. Gene Ontology annotation, biological process: Golgi to vacuole transport; protein targeting to vacuole. Gene Ontology annotation, cellular component: AP-3 adaptor complex; endosome membrane; membrane coat. The annotation marks the transcript as partial. The record is from RefSeq and is a predicted model, not a curated record. The transcript has 10 exons. Lineage: Eukaryota; Fungi; Mucoromycota; Mucoromycetes; Mucorales; Cunninghamellaceae.